Molecule: messenger RNA, 1380 nt
Organism: Selaginella moellendorffii
Lineage: Eukaryota; Viridiplantae; Streptophyta; Lycopodiopsida; Selaginellales; Selaginellaceae
Exons: 5
Coding region: 90-1280 (396 amino acids)
Molecular function (GO): DNA-binding transcription factor activity
Source: RefSeq, a predicted model, not a curated record
UCUCCUCCUUAUUUUGCUGGAUCGAAGAUUAGGGUUCUUCGCGGCGAUGGUGGAGCCAUGGCGCCGAUGGCGGCAUUUGUGAUGCAGCCAUGUCGGGUAAAACUAGCGCUGUUGCCGCUGCUUCCAGGCCUUGCGCCGUGAGGAAGGCGAAGAAUGGGGGGCAGAAGAAGCAGCCGCAGCGAGGGCUGGGUGUGGCGCAGCUGGAGAAGCUCCGGCUCCAGGAGCAGCAGCAGCAGCAGGAUUUCUCAUUCCCUCCUCGUCCUCCGGCCCCGGUGGAUCACCAGGUACUCGAUAGAUCCCUGGGCUUGAUGAUUCCGCAGCAAUGGCCAAUGCUCCCACUGCUGCCCGGCCAGCAUCAUGCCGCGCUCCUCUCGCAAAUCUCUUCCAGCGGGCUCUCUUGUCCGGGAGAGAAGGACAACAGUCCUUGCUCCAGGAGCGCGCUUCAUCCGAGCUCCUUUUGCGUGGACAAGCUGACGCGAAUGAAUCAUCACAGCUCUAUGAAUCCAGUGCCAUCCUCUUGGCAAGAUUCGACGCAAGGUGCUUAUCAUCGAUCGCCUCCUCCUCCUCCUCCUCCGCUGCUUAACUCCGCAUCAAGGCCGCCGGGUUUGCCUCGACAGCAACAGAUGGAGUUUGCCGUGCUUGGCACGGCUCCUCCGCAACGAAAUUCAAAAGAGCUCUCUUCAUUCCAAAUUGAUCGCCAUCAACACUGGACUUCGGACGACAAAACGACUUUGUCGUCUCAGAGGAAGCGGCCCAGGCUUGAAUUAUGGCUCCGUCCAAAGAAUGUGUCUCCUCCGAACGGAUCAGAUCUCGGUGUCACUCGUGACAAUGCUCCCGGAGGCUCGAGUCCGCCAGUGGAAAAACCAGUCAUGCUUGCGACAUGGUUGGAGAAAGAUGAUCACCAAACUGACAGGACACUUGCUACGGGGACGUCUCUGAAUGAUUCCACGACGCCAUCGCCCACUGUGGUUAACACCAGCUGCUCCACCGUGUCGUCGUCUCCGGUUGUCUCCGAGAGACGGCCGCAAGUCACCGCUGCUGGAGCUUUCCCCGACGUCGAGAUCGAGAGCACGCCUCUGAGUGAUUUCCUCACGCUCGGUCUGGCAAGCUCCCCGAGAAAAUCGCUCAAGAGAAAUGGUGCCAAGGAUCUUCAUCAACUAACAAGCAAGUCGCAGCAAAAGGACGGGACCUGGAUCAACUGGAUACGCAUUGGUGGCAAAGCUGCCGAUGGCUACGCUGACGGUGUCUCGUUAGACUUGAAUCUAAGACUGUCGAUGUGAUUUUUGUUCCUCGUGACUAAUCAGACAGUGUCUUUUUUCUUUCUUUUUCAGUCCAGAUAUUUCAGCUGGGCCAUGCAAUUCGGAGGAAAGUGUUGGCAUA